Messenger RNA from Zasmidium cellare ATCC 36951, 1776 nucleotides. RefSeq lists its product as uncharacterized. Bases 1 to 1776 code for a protein of 591 amino acids. NCBI's taxonomy places the organism in Eukaryota, Fungi, Ascomycota, Dothideomycetes, Mycosphaerellales, Mycosphaerellaceae. The transcript has 2 exons. The record is from RefSeq and is a predicted model, not a curated record.
AUGAGCAUGCUCAAUCCCUUCGCCAGCCCCGACGACGCAAACAGCAAAGAUAACGACGAUGCCGCGCUCGCACCAAACGCCGACGCCCACAGUCAAAACCAAUCCGCGCUGAAGCACCCGAGUCUGGCCACGGUCCCGAACAUCAACCAGCACAGUCGAGGUCCACCAUCGCCAAGCAGAAGCAGCGGGUCGAUCAUGUUCGCCGAACCAGAUACCCGGAGCAACAGCGAAGACGGGUCACGCGAGGGCAGUUUUGACGGCCUCAAGCGCGCGAAGAGAGCCGCGCGACCAAAGACGCAAUUCAGCAUAUGCCACCCGCCGACAGAAUCAAAGACAUUGCAAAAGCUUCAUCGACGACCACGAUCGUUACUACAAUUCCACAAACUGAGCGCCAAUGCCCGACCCCGGCCGUCGCUCGAAAUCAUUCCAUCCAUCAACUUUAGUGUCAAGUUACAGCGUGCGAUUACCAGGGUGUUCAAAUCGAAGCACAGUCUAUGUACCAAUGAUUUGGUGGUGUUGAAAGCAGAGAAGUACAGUCGAGAGGAGGCGGAUGUGGAGCAGGAGAUGCGCGAUGUUGUUGGCUUGAUCUGCAAGGGCAAGAAAGAUGAAGAGAAGAAUGCGGGCGGCAAGGCGCAAAUUCACAUGGCAAAUGGCAAAGUCUGGGAGGCAUAUCCGACACCCAACGGCGGAUACGAAUUCUUUACUGCCGACGAACACGGCUUGGGACUGACGGUAAGGUGGGUGCCAAAGAAAUCGAAAGAUGGCAAGGUCGCAACGAAAGCCGGGAAGCGCCGCUUCAACUUCAGCACGAUUUCGCCCAAUAGCCGAAAACAUCCGAUCAUUGCGACUUUAUCUAGUACUGGCCUCGAUGUCAACGAUACUUACAAGAUGCCUGAUGGAGCUGCUGUCACCCCGCUGAGCACGCCCAAAGCCACGACGACCGUCCUGGAAGAGGCCAUGAACGACGAGGAUGAGCAGCUGCAACACGAAACGGACGACCAACUACGCGAGAUCAUCACCAUGACUGCGAUCUGGGUGGUAUUCAAGGAAGGUUGGAGCCCAAACUUCAAGUAUGAAGACAAGGACAAGGAAGGCGCCAUCUUUGGUACCUCCCCCGGAAAGACCGGAUCGACCCCAGUCAACACACCGCCUGGAUCGCCUGCACAAAUUCCCAUGGACAAGCGUUCUAGUUUGAAAAGCCUUAGCUCUGGCAUCAUUCGAAGAACCAGCGUACUCAGCAGAAGCGCAAGAAGUAGUACCUAUUCUGUGCGCGAAGAAGAUGAGCCAAUCGAGUCGCCAGCUCCAAGUCGGUCAGCCAGUGUGGUCAGCAGAACAGGUCGAACCCGCGCCGACUCGACAGCGACAGUCCUCGUCCACCGUGCAGCAAGCAACCGCCGCAAAAACAACCAGCAAGCAACAUGGCGCCCCGACCUCAUAGUCAGCCAGGACCCACUCCAAGAGACCUCGCGCGAAGACCUCUCUCGAGAAUUCAAUUCCACCCCGACCCCGAAGAAGAAGCCCUCACCUUUAGCCAACGGCGAGAACACUCACCAACGCAAGGACCGACAGCCGCGUAUACGGGAUUCAGUCGACAAGCCCGAGCACCGCGAGAGUCUGGCCACGGAUACGUCAGCGAGUUCGACGCCUGCUAAGGUCGUCGACGAUGGAGCAGUUCCGCCUACGUCGUCGUCGAACGGGACGGUCCGUAUAAAUCGCAAGGCGAAGAGGAAGAGUGGAGGGUGGAGGAGGCUGUUGUGUGGGAGUAGUGAUGUGUGA